Molecule: messenger RNA, 595 nt
Organism: Arabidopsis lyrata subsp. lyrata
Lineage: Eukaryota; Viridiplantae; Streptophyta; Magnoliopsida; Brassicales; Brassicaceae
Product: nucleosome assembly protein 1;3
Exons: 4
Coding region: 225-572 (115 amino acids)
Biological process (GO): somatic cell DNA recombination; nucleosome assembly
Cellular component (GO): nucleus; chromatin
Molecular function (GO): histone binding; chromatin binding
Source: RefSeq, a predicted model, not a curated record
CACCGCGUUGGAUUGCAGAGAAAGGAGUCCCUAGUUUCUGGCUGACCGCUCUGAAAAACAAUGAUGUUAUUUCUGAGGAGAUCACAGAGCGUGAUGAAGGAGCCCUUAUAUAUCUUAAAGAUAUCAAGUGGUGCAAGAUUGAAGAACCAAAGGGAUUCAAACUUGAGUUUUUCUUCGACCAGAAUCCUUACUUCAAAAACACCCUAUUAACAAAGGCAUAUCAUAUGAUUGAUGAAGAUGAGCCUCUGCUUGAGAAGGCUAUUGGGACGGAGAUUGAUUGGUAUCCUGGAAAAUGCUUAACUCAGAAGAUUCUUAAGAAGAAGCCUAAGAAAGGUGCAAAGAAUGCCAAGCCAAUUACCAAAACUGAAGAUUGUGAAAGCUUUUUCAACUUCUUCAAUCCUCCCCAAGUUCCCGAUGAUGAUGAAGACAUUGACGAAGAAAGAGCCGAGGAACUUCAGAAUCUGAUGGAACAAGAUUAUGACAUUGGGUUCGUCUUCUUGAACAUAAUAAACUCUGUCAAUCUAAUUUGUUUCCGCCUAUCUUUUUACCAACUGUAUAAAAGCUCUAGCUAGCAUCUUUUGUCGUGAAGUUAUAA